Molecule: messenger RNA, 1413 nt
Organism: Calliphora vicina (urban bluebottle blowfly)
Lineage: Eukaryota; Metazoa; Arthropoda; Insecta; Diptera; Calliphoridae
Gene: mab-21
Product: mab-21
Exons: 2
Coding region: 84-1181 (365 amino acids)
Source: RefSeq, a predicted model, not a curated record
AUAAUUGUCAAUUUACUAAUUAACUUAAAAUCAAAGCUUUAUAAAAGCUAUUUCUACACAAAGUUCAUCUAUCAUCAUACAAAAUGUUAGUGCCGUCGGAUAUGAUAGCGGCACAAUCCAAAAUGGUCUAUCAAAUGAACAAAUACUGUGCAGAUCGUGUGCAAACACGCAAAGCCCAGAUACACAAACAAAUCCUGGAGGUUUGUCGCAUUGUACAAGACGUCCUCAAAGAAGUCGAGGUCCAAGAACCCCGUUUCAUAUCCUCCCUCAACGAUUACAAUGGUCGCUUUGAGGGUUUGGAGGUCAUAUCACCCACAGAAUUCGAAAUCAUCAUAUAUCUAAAUCAAAUGGGUGUCUUGAAUUUUGUCGAUGAUGGCACACUGCCUGGCUGUGCGGUGCUGAAGCUCAGUGAUGGCCGUAAACGUUCCAUGUCUCUAUGGGUAGAAUUUAUAACAGCUUCCGGCUACUUGUCAGCCCGUAAGAUACGUUCACGUUUCCAGACGUUAGUUGCCCAAGCUUGUGAUAAAUGUGCUUAUCGAGAUAUUGUGAAAAUGAUUGCCGACACGACCGAGGUCAAGUUGCGCAUACGCGAAAGGAUUAUUGUACAAAUAACGCCCGCCUUCAAGUGUGCCGGUCUUUGGCCACGUUCUGCCUCACACUGGCCCAUACCGGGCAUACCAUGGCCACAUCCCAACAUUGUUGCAGAGGUUAAGACUGAAGGUUUCGAUAUGUUGUCGAAGGAAUGUAUUGCGUUGCAGGGUAAAAACUCCGCCAUGGAGGGUGAUGCCUGGGUGCUGAGCUUUACAGAUGCCGAAAAUCGUUUAUUACAAGGUGCCAGCCGCCGUAGAUGUUUAAGUAUUUUAAAAACCCUGCGUGAUCGUCAUUUAGACCUGCCCGGCAAUCCAGUGACUUCGUACCAUUUGAAAACAUUGCUGCUGUACGAAUGCGAAAAACAUCCCCGGGAAAUGGAGUGGGAGGAGAAUUGUAUUGCCGACCGUAUCAAUGGCAUAUUUUUGCAAUUAAUCUCAUGCUUACAGUGCCGCCGUUGUCCACAUUAUUUUUUGCCCAAUAUGGAUUUAUUUAAAGGCAAAUCGCCGGGUGCUUUAGAAAAUGCCGCCAAACAAGUUUGGCGCCUAACACGCAUAAUGUUAACAAAUGCACGAUGUCUAGAGGAAUUGUAAGCUCAAUAGAAGAAAAACAGUUGUGCACAAAUUGUAUUUACUAGAUUCAUACAUAAUUAGAGUACUCAAAAGCCCCUUUUGGGGCACUCUAAACAAACAACAAACUCAAAGAUAUUGUUAACAAAAGAAAAGAAAAAACUUAAUUGUAUAAUAGUUAAACAACAAAUUUUUGCUUAUUUAAUUUAUUAGAUUUUUUUAGUUUGUAACUUUUAGUUUUAGUUUGUAGGUAAAU